This is a messenger RNA of Zea mays, 549 nucleotides long. RefSeq names its product nuclear transcription factor Y subunit B-4-like. The record is from RefSeq and is a predicted model, not a curated record. Bases 1 to 549 code for a protein of 182 amino acids. Gene Ontology annotation, biological process: regulation of transcription by RNA polymerase II. Gene Ontology annotation, cellular component: CCAAT-binding factor complex. The transcript is spliced from 4 exons. Gene Ontology annotation, molecular function: RNA polymerase II cis-regulatory region sequence-specific DNA binding; protein heterodimerization activity; DNA-binding transcription activator activity, RNA polymerase II-specific. Lineage: Eukaryota; Viridiplantae; Streptophyta; Magnoliopsida; Poales; Poaceae.
AUGUCGGAGGUGGAGGCCAACGCCGGCGGCGGGGGCAAGGAGCAGGACCGAUUCCUGUCUGUCGCCAACAUCGGGCGCAUCAUGCGCCGCGCGGUGCCGGAGAACGGAAAGAUCGCUAGGGACGCCAGGGAGUCCAUCCAGGAGUGUGUCUCCGAGUUCAUCAACUCCUCCGUUUCUUCCUCUUCCCAACGCAACGUUAUUUUUCCCAACGUCAAGGAGAGGCGAAAGACCAUCAACGACGACGACAUCAUCUGGUCCUUGGGUACGCUCGGCUUCGAGGAAUACGUUGAGCCCCUCAAGAUCUACCUCAACAAUUACCGGGAGACAGAGGGUGACACAAAGGGUUCAAAGUCUUCUGAUCAGAAUGGAAAGAAACAGAUGUUACCCAAUGGUGAACUUGGAUCACCUAUAAUAUUUACUUUCUGGUUGCAAAACUACCACCAAAUAACCCUCUACCUAAUCUGUUACUUCACAUCUCCUCUUUCUAAAAUGUACGGCGCUUUCUUUAUGCAUCUUCUAUUUCAGUUAGGGCAGUGCUUCAUGUCCUAA